Notolabrus celidotus (New Zealand spotty) is the source of this 2454-nucleotide messenger RNA. RefSeq names its product protein mono-ADP-ribosyltransferase TIPARP-like. The transcript has 6 exons. Gene Ontology annotation, molecular function: NAD+ poly-ADP-ribosyltransferase activity. The record is from RefSeq and is a predicted model, not a curated record. Lineage: Eukaryota; Metazoa; Chordata; Actinopteri; Labriformes; Labridae. The coding region runs from base 237 to 2150 and encodes 637 amino acids.
AAAGCACUUAUUUUUGUAUUUAAACAGCAAUUUAAGGUGUCAUGUUACUCCACCCACCAAUGUAUCGCGUGGAGGACUGAGACGUUUUCCAGCUAACUCUUUACUUCUCCAACAAAAACACAAAAUAUACAUUUACUGUCUUUUUUUUUUUCUCUGCUACUGAUUUAUAUGAAGCUGGAAAUUCGACGCCACAUGUGUCAGUAGCUGUUCGUAACGUUUCUGAAGUUUUUUACAGGAUGUCCAAGAUGCCUCCCAUUCCAUCCUCCAGAGGACCAAAAAGAAAGAUGGAACAAGAUGCAUUACCCUCAGAGGCCCCAUCCAAAUCAUCCAAAGUCACCUUCCUGAGCCCGUCUCUCCUCCUGCUGGAAAUCCCUGCUGACACCAACACCAGCCUUCCCGUGUGGGAGGCCAUGAGAUCCCAGCAAGUGGACGUGGCGUGGAUUGUCAACCCCUACGGUAUUAGUGUCCAUGUAACCCCUUUGACUUCUUUCCAAGGCAAGAUAUCAGCUACCAGAGAAGGUGAAAGCGGGACUACCCUUUCUACCAGCCACCUGAAGCCUCAGGUGAUCAUCAAGUCCAUCAGUCAGCAGCAAAGCCCCGCCCAUAAUACCCCCUGCGUCCUGCUAUCCUUCCCUCAAAACAGCACCCAGUUACUGUCCGGCCUUCCAGGACAAUCACAGACAAUCCCUCUGAUCCAAAACACCUCCCUGCUCGUCCACCUUCCUCUCAUCAUCACCCAACCACAGCCUGCUGUUCUGCCCAGCACCCCUACCAAGAAAGACUUCCAACCCACCCUCAUAACCCCGACCACUACGCCUACCAAAGAAUACCCUCCCUCCUCACUUCCUGCCACAUCUCCUUUCCACACCAGGUCCUGUUCUGACACCCUGAUCUGUGAUAACUUCAUGCUGAAUGUGUGCCAUGCUGGGAGAAAAUGUAAGCUGUACCACACUCCAUACCCGUUUCACUGGCAGCUCUGGGCAGUGAUCACCCACCGGUGGGUUGAUCUCGCUGUUCGCUCUCAGGUUCUACUUGAAAGGAUGUACUGUGAUGUCAACCAGGAGGUUGUUGUUCUCAAGGAUGGUGAUGCCCGCUACAGUCUGACCUUUGACUCCAUGGAGCUGGACGAUCAGUCCAAGUACAACGGGGUGAGACGACUGACCAACUCUGACAGCCUGCUCAAGAACCCACACUUCCCCAACAAAUGGGAAAUCUACUGGUGGAACAACCUGAGCUGGGAGGAGUACGAGAAGACUCUGUCCGCCCUGCUUCUAAACUGUAUGAGUAAAAAAGAACCAAAGUGCUACUUCCAAAUCGGCGUUCAGAAGUACAAAGUGGACUUCACCGCCAUGACCCAGACAAAUGUCAGGACGGGCUUCCAGAGAGACAUCCGCUGCAGACCCGUCUACCGCUCCCCUAGAUCCAUGCAACCUUUCCUGCAGACAGGAAUCCAGGCUGGACCCAGCAGUGAUCCUCCUGCGGAUAACUUCAGUGUAGACCCUCUGGAGGAGUUCAGCUCCUGGUAUCCUCCCGUGUGGUCUCUGGUUUGUGAGCAGGACUACAGUUUGGUGGACGUUCCAGCAGACUCAGAGGCCCACCGGAGGGUCCGAAACCUCUUCUAUGAGAGUCUUCCGGAGUCCAAGGUGGACAUCAUCGGAAUCCAGCAGGUCCAGAACCUGCUGCACUGGGACAAGUAUCAAAGGCACAAGCUGUACAUGCAGAAGCAUCACGACAAGCAGAAGGAGACUCUCGAGCGACAUCUCUUCCACGGGACGAACAAAGAAGCCGCUCAGGGUAUCUGCGUCAACAACUUCGACCCCCGCAUGGCAGGCCACAACGGAACGUCCUUUGGUUUCGGUUCAUACUUUGCCACCGCCGCCUCGUUCUCCAACUCAUACGCAGCCAUGGCGGGGCCAAACGAAGUCCACCACAUGUUCCUCGCCAAAGUCCUUGUCGGAAAGGCAAGCCUCGGAAAGAACCACUACAACAAGCCUCCACCCCUCAGCUCCAAGACCAAGCAGUACUGUUUCUACGACAGCUGCGUGGACAACCAGGACAAACCCUCCUUGUAUGUGGUUUUUGACAGGUGUCAGUGCUACCCGUACUACCUCAUUAAGUACAAAGAGCUGCCCAACGAGGUCGAGGUUUAAAAGAGAGGAGGGGCGUUGUUAGAAGAGUUAGUUAGCUUGAUGCCGAUUGUUCAGAUUUAAAGCUGCUAGUUACAAAACUAUCUCAAAUGCAUUAUGUUUCUUACCUCAAUGAAGUUCAAGUUAAAACAAAAGUUUAACCAUGUAGUUCAAACUUACGAAGCACUUUAUCAAGUCAGACGUCUUUAUUUUGUUUGUUAGAAUGUUUUUCAUUGAUGGAAUUAAGUAUUGUUGUUUUUCUGUGAAAGGUGUUUUGAUUAAAUUGUUUACGUGUUUAAGGAAAUAAACUGUUCACUGAAUAUUUAAA